AGAAAAAGGGAAGAAAAGAAAAUGAUAAUUUAGAAAAAAAAAAAAAGCAAGGGAAAGAAAGCCUGUUGGUGACCAGCGACUCCUCCCAACGCCGGCCGAAAAGGGCAACCCUCGUUCCCCCUUCUCUCUUCCAGAGGAGGAGAGAGAGAGCGAGACUCUCUAGCUAGAAGAAGAUCCUAAUAGGGAGGCCGAGCAAGAGAAGAAGGAAGAGACGCGCAACUUCCAAAAGUCGGCGGCGGAGCGAUUGGCCCGUAAAAAGAUGCCUUCCCACGCGGAUCUGGACCGGCAGAUCGAGCUGCUGAUGGAGUGCAAGUACCUGCCCGAGGCAGAGGUGAAGUCGCUGUGCGAGCAGGCGAGGGCGAUCCUGGUGGAGGAGUGGAACGUCCAGCCCGUCAAGUGCCCGGUGACCGUCUGCGGCGACAUCCACGGCCAGUUUCAUGACCUGAUCGAGCUGUUUCGCAUCGGCGGCAAGGCUCCUGAUACGAAUUACCUCUUCAUGGGCGAUUAUGUAGAUCGUGGAUAUUACUCCGUGGAAACUGUGACAUUGCUAGUAGCCUUGAAAGUACGGUAUAGAGAUAGAAUUACCAUACUUAGAGGGAAUCAUGAAAGUCGGCAGAUAACUCAAGUGUAUGGCUUCUAUGAUGAGUGCUUGAGAAAAUAUGGAAAUGCAAAUGUCUGGAAAUAUUUCACUGAUCUUUUUGACUACCUGCCUCUGACAGCUCUCAUUGAAAGUCAGGUUUUCUGCUUGCAUGGUGGUCUCUCCCCAUCAUUAGAUACGUUGGAUAACAUCCGAGCACUGGAUCGGCUACAGGAAGUUCCUCAUGAAGGGCCCAUGUGUGACCUGCUGUGGUCUGACCCGGAUGAUCGCUGUGGCUGGGGAAUCUCCCCACGUGGGGCAGGCUACACGUUUGGACAGGAUAUUGCAGCACAGUUCAACCAUACAAAUGGUCUUACUCUUAUUUCAAGAGCCCACCAGCUUGUAAUGGACGGAUUUAAUUGGUGUCAGGAUAAGAAUGUAGUAACUGUUUUCAGUGCACCUAACUACUGUUACCGUUGUGGUAACAUGGCUGCAAUAAUGGAGAUUGGCGAGUCUAUGGAGCAGAGGUUUCUUCAGUUCGAUCCUGCACCUCGGCAGAUUGAACCUGACACUACACGCAAGACUCCUGAUUAUUUUUUGUGAUCGUAUCUCUUGUACUCUGCAGUGCUCAUUUUCUACUGCCUUUCUGCAGAUUUGUCUUAGAAAAGGAGAGUUUUGCUAAGUGGAGAUCAUUCUUUUGUUUUGGGGUCAUGCUCUGCUGACAGUGUUACGUGGUUGCUGUUGCCAUCAGAAACACUUUGGAAAGGCUUUGUUGUUUCAUUGUCGUGUAUUUUUAAAAGAUAGCAGCAAUAACAGGGGUUCCCUUGAAGCACGAGAGGCGGGCUUACGAGAGUUUGUUGGUCUGCCGGCUUCUAAUGGAUUGGAGGCCAGAUUUCUUUGCUGCUUACUCAAAUCGGUAGACUGGUUGUGAGUCUUUUUGUUGCACAGGAUCUCAAUCUUGUUUUUGCACGCCGACCAGAAAUGAGGAAGCUCAUUACUUCCUGCACCUGCCUCUUUGGACUAUUCUUUAGCUGGAUGCUUUGUGAUCUACACGCACGUAUGCAAACAUGCACGAGAACAUGCACACACGAAACAGGCAACAGAAGCACACAAGGCAUCCUAGACUUGUGCUUUUGGAUCUACAAAAGCGUUGACGUAUGGAUUGAAUUAUUAUACUUGUGCCUAAGAUCUUGCGGAAGAUAUUGCAUGCGAAUUGUGAGAACAAAGAACACACUGUAUCUCACCUGUAAAGUUGGACCGCCUUCUCUAAAUUUUCCAAGAUUUGUCCUUGUUCA
Messenger RNA from Nymphaea colorata (pocket water lily), 1872 nucleotides. Its product is annotated as serine/threonine-protein phosphatase PP2A-1 catalytic subunit. The record is from RefSeq and is a predicted model, not a curated record. The transcript is spliced from 7 exons. NCBI's taxonomy places the organism in Eukaryota, Viridiplantae, Streptophyta, Magnoliopsida, Nymphaeales, Nymphaeaceae. The coding region runs from base 260 to 1180 and encodes 306 amino acids. Gene Ontology annotation, molecular function: protein serine/threonine phosphatase activity. Gene Ontology annotation, cellular component: cytosol. Gene Ontology annotation, biological process: peptidyl-serine dephosphorylation; mitotic cell cycle.